GUGCACACCCAGCGUCCGGUGGCGCGAGCGCGAGGGAAUGGGCCCCAGCCUGCGGCAGCGUGAGUGACAGGCGAUCGAAGACGCGCUCUGUCGCAGGAUGUGUCUUGAGCUCCUCGGCUCCCUCUCUCGCUUCACUUCCCUUGAGCCAGCAGACGAUGCGCCCGGACGGAGGCGCACGGCGCUCGGGCCGCCAUCACAUUCGCGUCGCGCACUUGUUGCGCUCGAGCCCCUCCGGCAUGACGCUCGCCAAGCCGUGCGCUUAGGCCGCCCAUCGCUCGCUCAUCUCAGUCACAGAUGCCUCCGUUCCUGCUUCCGCUGCACGCCGACAGCCACUCUUCCAUCCCAGCCACACCCCCCCUCCUGCAGUGUUUACUGCUCGCCCUCCGCCAUCCCCAGGCCUCAGACUCCUGGCCCACGGCCGUGCGGCGGGCACGUGGAGCUCCAGCGGGAUUUUCAAAGCAUACUGGAGCUAGUACUACGGUGCUAGCCCGGGUGCAAUGCCCCCCUAGUUGUCUGAUGUCGCACUCAACAUUUGCGGAUCUCUCAAACAAAGGCUAGUUUGCGGAGUGCAGGAGCGAGUACGGUGUGCAUUUUUGCCACGCGUAUGACAGCACAAGAGCGCCGCCCUGAGCUCUGCGGUAGUCCCUUGGGCAGCACUGUGCGGGGGAUGCGCUAAUUCCCUGUGGCAAAGUGGCCGGUUCAACACCUC
Tilletiopsis washingtonensis is the source of this 709-nucleotide messenger RNA. RefSeq lists its product as hypothetical. Bases 98 to 487 code for a protein of 129 amino acids. The transcript is spliced from 2 exons. The record is from RefSeq and is a predicted model, not a curated record. Lineage: Eukaryota; Fungi; Basidiomycota; Exobasidiomycetes; Entylomatales.